Molecule: messenger RNA, 667 nt
Organism: Cucumis melo (muskmelon)
Lineage: Eukaryota; Viridiplantae; Streptophyta; Magnoliopsida; Cucurbitales; Cucurbitaceae
Product: ferredoxin-like
Exons: 1
Coding region: 45-494 (149 amino acids)
Biological process (GO): electron transport chain
Cellular component (GO): chloroplast
Molecular function (GO): 2 iron, 2 sulfur cluster binding; electron transfer activity
Source: RefSeq, a predicted model, not a curated record
AAGCCUCACUUUCACCAUAUCUCCAUUCCACUCCAAGUAGCAACAUGUCCAGCAUCCCCAUCACGACCACUUCCUUCCUCCGAUAUCAGCUAUUGACCACCACGUUAAGGUCGGCGCCUAAUGUGGGUGAGUGCUUGUUUGGGUUGCAAAAGCGAGGGAGCCGAGUGACGGCGAUGGCAACAUACAAGGUGAAGCUGAUAACACCAAGUGGAGUGAAAGAGAUAAAGUGUCCGGAUGACAACUACAUUCUCAAUGUGGCGGAGGAUGAAGGGCUGGACCUUCCAUACUCAUGUAGAGCUGGAGCAUGUUCUUCUUGUGCUGGGAAAUUGAUCUCAGGGAAGGUGGAUCAAUCAAAUAUUAGCUUUCUUGAUGAUGAUCAGAUUGCCAAAGGGUGGGUAAUUAAUUGUAUGGCUUAUCCUCUCUCUGAUGUUGUUAUUGAGACACACAAGGAGGAGGAAUUUACAAAUGAGAGAACAAGAAGGAAUUCCAUUUGAAAAAUAAACAAAUGGUGCUGUUUUUAGGUCCUUAGACACGUAUUUGUAUUUGGUAAAAAUAAACCACUGACACUAAUUUAGUGGAUUAAUAAGGCUCAAUAUUUGUCUUUGUUUGCAUGUUGGGUUUUAUGUAGAUCUUUGUGUGUUAUCCAAAGAUAGCUUUCAAUUGGACA